GCAACGGUUAUUGAUAGUGGAGAGCUCGAAUAGGUAACAAUGGCAGCUCUUGUAAUAACUGUGUCACAAGAUGGAACCGGACAGUACAGGACGGUGCAGGAAGCCAUAGAUGCUGUGCCACUCGGCAACACUCGCCGGACGGUGAUUAGGGUGUCCCCGGGAACCUACCGGCAGCCCCUCUACGUGGCAAAGACUAAGAACUUCAUCACCCUCGUUGGUCUGCGCCCCGAGGACACUGUUCUCACUUGGAACAACACUGCCACCUCAAUCCACCACCACCAGGAUGCUAGGGUGAUAGGGACUGGAACCUUUGGUUGUGGCACCAUCAUUGUGGAAGGGGGGGACUUUAUUGCUGAGAAUAUUACCUUCGAGAAUUCUUCCCCUCAGGGUGCAGGGCAAGCAGUAGCAGUUAGAGUAACAGUAGAUCGUUGUGCUUUCUAUAAUUGCAGGUUCCUUGGAUGGCAGGACACACUAUAUUUACAUUAUGGAAUACAAUAUUUGAAAGAUUGUUAUAUUGAAGGAAGUGUGGACUUCAUAUUUGGCAAUAGUACUGCACUCUUGGAACAUUGUCACAUCCAUUGCAAGUCCGCAGGGUUCAUAACUGCUCAAAGCAGAAACUCUCCACAGGAAAAAACUGGUUAUGUAUUCCUCAGAUGUGUUGUCACAGGUAAUGGGGGAACUUCAUAUGCAUAUCUUGGAAGACCAUGGAGACCUUUCGCAAGAGUGGUCUUUGCAUUCACUUACAUGGAUCAAUGUAUAAAGCCUGCUGGCUGGAAUAAUUGGGGGAAAAUUGAGAAUGAAAAAACUGCUUGCUUCUAUGAAUACAGGUGUUUUGGACCUGGUUGGUGUCCAUCCCAACGAGUAAAAUGGGCUAGAGAAUUACAAGCUGAAGCAGCAGAGCAGUUUCUCAUGCAUAGCUUCAUUGACCCAGAAUCAGAGAGACCUUGGCUUGCUCAAAGAAUGGCUCUGAAGAUUCCAUAUUCUGCUUAAAAAUUGUUGAGGACAUUGGAUUAUAAGGUCCCAAACAAAGAGUUAAUUAAUGACAUUGCUCGAGUGCUUGAUGCAUGCUAAUAUCCAAAUAAGGGAAAAUUUGUUUUCCCGAGAAGUUCUAAGACACUAGUCAAGAAAUAUUUAAUAAACCUACUUAAAAAUAUAAGUCUUAAAUAAUUUA
This is a messenger RNA of Glycine soja, 1171 nucleotides long. RefSeq names its product pectinesterase 31-like. The transcript is spliced from 6 exons. The record is from RefSeq and is a predicted model, not a curated record. Gene Ontology annotation, biological process: cell wall modification. NCBI's taxonomy places the organism in Eukaryota, Viridiplantae, Streptophyta, Magnoliopsida, Fabales, Fabaceae. Bases 40 to 990 code for a protein of 316 amino acids. Gene Ontology annotation, molecular function: pectinesterase activity.